AUCUUGUUCCGGGUCGGAUCCAUACAUACAUAUCUUUUUUUUUCUAUUCUUUUUUAACACCCUCUCAAGUCACGAGUCUCGGAUUCCUUUUGUGCUCUUUGUGUAGCUCCGGUCAUCUCAUCUCAACGCUCUGUCGACGAUCGUCUUCGUCGCAACAAGGCGACUCCUCCUUCUUACACUUAUCUCCUCUUUCGUCUUCAAUCGAUCCAGACGAUGAAAAAGAACAUCAACACAAGCGUACAUUUUGACUAUGGAGGACACUAUUCAGAAGAGUAUGAGUGGACUUCAGGAAAUUCAUUAUAUGCUAUAUUGUUUCAGACCUCAUCUUUGGAGGAGAUAACUUAUUCGGUCUUAGUAGAUAAGAUAUGGAAGAAGAUCAAGAUAGAUAGAGCUACAUGGAAGCUGAAAUUGAGUUACAGUCUAUCUAAAUCUCGGAGAGAGACAUAUAUUGUAGAUGACGAGGACGUAUGUGUAUUUCUAACGUCAUUGGAUACCGAGGGGCUUAUACCAGUUUUACGAGUGGAGUUAUUAAAGGAUACAGAAAAUAAUCAGCGGGUCGAGCAAUUUUCAAGAGAGGAGCGAAGAAGUUCAGUUGGUGUGAAUUAUGGGGAGGUGGAUUCCAAUGGAAUAGUUUAUGAUGUAGAUACUGCAGGAAUGUUUUCUGUUCUUAGAGAGGGAGAAACAUCACAACAACAGAAAGAGUCGAUUAAUGUACAACCGAUUAUUGAAGAGGCAAUGGAAAAUGCUGAAAAUGCUGGUAAGAGAGAUUGUGAGAAUAUGGAUGAUGAUGAGGAAGAUGCUAGUCAUGAAUAUGUUGAGCUUCCAGGUUAUGUAAAAGAACGUCAAUAUUUGAAAGAAUGGGAAGAUGGUACGGGUCUUGAGAAAGAUCAAGAGUUCUGUUCAAAGGAUGCAGUGUGGGAUUUGGUUCACAAAGCUGCAAAUUUGAACUGCUUUGGUGUGAAAACAGUUAAGUCUGACCCAACGCGACUUAUGGUAGAAUGCAGCCAAGCUUCAAAAGGUUGUAAGUGGUAUUUACGAGUUACGAAAAUGCAGAAAUCAGAUUUUUGGACUGUCAGAGUACAUAGAAAGAUGCAUACAUGCUCUCGAGCUGUUCAUAUUACUAGCAAUAGUAAACAGAGAGGCACAUCACGGUUAGUAGCAUCUGUUUUGCAUGAAGUCUAUCCAGGUCAAUCUGAUACACCGAGUCCUAAAAACAUCAUGAAUAUUGUGCAAGGAAGACUUGGUUUGCUUUGCUCCUACUCUUCCGCCUUGCGAGGGAAAAAACAACAUGUUAAAGAUGUGCAAGAGUCUAUGCUAACUAAGAAGAUGAAGGGAGAUGGGGCUAGUGAACUUAUGAAAAAUAUGAAUACGACUGGCGAUGGAGAAUUAUCGAAGUCGGCGAAGGAAACCAAUUGAGGAUAAUCGAAGUCAACAGAGGAGACCAGUCGCCGAGGAAGAGAGGAGAAGAAACGAAGUCAACGGCGUCACCGUUUCAGUUUAUUCUCUUCAAUUUUUGUAAUUUGAUUUUACAAUAAUUUAGGCUAAAAUAGGAGAUCAUUAGGUCGGAAUAGGAAGUGUGAGACUGAGAAAUGAAGAUGGUUCUACUGUUUUGCUUAGCUAGCGUUCUGGGAGAAUCUAGUCAUUUAGUCAAUUCAUAACAAUCAUAGUGUGAUUAGAUCGUUCAGAUCCUUUGCCGUUUCUUGUUGAUCCAAGCUUCAAGAAGCACAUCAACACCAAUACCACCAAGUAUAAAACUUCCAUCAUAAGCAA
Messenger RNA from Capsella rubella, 1770 nucleotides. RefSeq lists its product as uncharacterized. Lineage: Eukaryota; Viridiplantae; Streptophyta; Magnoliopsida; Brassicales; Brassicaceae. The transcript is spliced from 2 exons. The coding region runs from base 214 to 1416 and encodes 400 amino acids. The record is from RefSeq and is a predicted model, not a curated record.